Molecule: messenger RNA, 727 nt
Organism: Drosophila willistoni
Lineage: Eukaryota; Metazoa; Arthropoda; Insecta; Diptera; Drosophilidae
Gene: Vha13
Product: V-type proton ATPase subunit G
Exons: 3
Coding region: 100-453 (117 amino acids)
Biological process (GO): proton transmembrane transport
Cellular component (GO): vacuolar proton-transporting V-type ATPase complex
Molecular function (GO): proton-transporting ATPase activity, rotational mechanism
Source: RefSeq, a predicted model, not a curated record
CACAGAUAAACGUUCCAAUUGGAGAGCUCGUCACUUGCUUUUUUCAACUUGCGCGGAGUACAAGUAAAGUUAAUUGAUUAGCAACCAAAAAAGAAAAACAUGGCCAGCCAAACCCAGGGAAUCCAACAAUUGUUGGCUGCUGAAAAGAAGGCAGCUGAAAAGGUUGCCGAGGCCAGGAAACGCAAGGCAAGAAGAUUGAAGCAAGCCAAAGAUGAGGCCACUGAGGAGAUUGAGAAAUUCCGUCAGGAGCGUGAGCGCGCCUUCAAAGAAUUCGAGGCCAAGCAUAUGGGCAGCCGCGAAGGAGUCGCUGCUAAAAUCGAUGCAGACACCCGUGUGAAACUUGCCGAUAUGGAGCGUGCCAUUCAGACUCGUAAGGAACCCGUCAUCCAGGAGAUUCUCCAAUACGUCUACAAUAUCUCACCCGAGGUCCACAAAAACUACAAUGUCAAGUAAGAAGGGAGCCGAAAUGUUUUCUUACUCCUUCUGCUUGUCCGAGUCCGUGGAAAGGGUGGCCGGAUUUGGAAAAUCAUAUGUGUAAAUUUUGUGUUCUAAUCAAGUGUAAAUUCAAUGUCCAAAAAUCCAGCUCCAAGUGCAAACUCUAUUGCAUCUAAUUUAGCCCUGUAAUAGUUAGUGGAAUGAUCGAAAUCUAAAACUAAAACACAAAAUUACUGCUGUAUUAUUAUUCCAUAUUAAAGUUAUAUAUUUGUUGUUUGUUCUACUUAGAAAA